ACACGCAGCUUGAGGCGAGCGGUUCUUGCGCGCGCUUGCACUCCGUCUAACCACUUUUAACCAAAACGCUAAAAGCUACUAACCCACAGCAGAGACUCAGUAGAAGUCGGGAUCGCGACGCGAGCGCAGAGUUCUGAGAGUGUUGUGUAAAUAGAAAUUAAAAGACAAAUUACGCGUCUCAUACAAUACAAAAAAAAAGUUUUAAAAAUAUCAAAAAAAAAAAAAAGGAAUAAAAACAAUAAACAUUAAAGUAAAUAAUUGAGGAGAAACCUAGCUGGUUGAUUGAUUGUGGUGGGCGUUUAAAGUUGAAUUCUGAUUCACACUUACGAAUAAAUCCAGCAUCGAGUGGAGAACAUACGGAUAUUUUAGUAUCGAACAUUGCGCAUACGCCGCAUUGCACUUUGAAGAAAAAGAAACAGCAGCUUGAAGGUUCCAGAGGAAACGAAUCAAUCGAGCAGACAGACAAGAUGAUUUCGCGCCGCAAGAUCAUAUCGCGUUCCCUGGACAAUUUGGAUGCCAUAGGGCAAGACGAGCAAGAGGAAGAUGUCUGGCAAGAUCGCGAGAAGCUCUUCAGGGAUCACAUUAAUGAGGUUCUGGCCAAGUGGGAGCAGAUCGACGACGAAAUCUGGGCCAAGAUUAUUGUCUUUGAGAAAAAUCGACGCGUGGCCAAGGCCUAUGCCCGUUCCUCUGUGAUAACCAUAAAUGGAUCUAAGAACGGCUUCGAUGGAGUGCGCAUUGGCCUGAAUGGAUUUGAGAAUCCUAUGCGCGAUGCCGAAACGAAGGUGAUCAAAAAAUCCAUUGGAGACGGCUUCAAAAUCAAAAUGGACGACAUCGGCAAUAUAUUCAUUAAACGUUACGGCAAGAGCAGCAUCUAUGUGAACAGCACAUCACAGGGUAAUGAGGAGACUGUGAUCGGUGGAGAUAUAAUACAGAUGCCCCAAAUGUCCCUCACCGGCGGCACGUCGGCUAAGCUGUUCGACAUGAAAAAGUUUCAGACGAAUAUUAACCGGGAAUUCGCCCGCACAUAUCCGGAGCGUGGGCGGUUGGAGCGCCAGUGCCUCUCCGCCGUUUCCCUGGUCAAGUCAAAUAACAAUCUAAUCAAUUCUCCGGUCUGGAUACUCGUGGUCAAUGUGGUGGCCAUGGAUAUGCUGAGGAGCAGGCUACAGACUAUGCCCAAGUCGUUGGAUGCUCUGGGAAUGCGAGUGCCAUUGACGCAGAGCAGCGAGGAUCCGUAUUCCACAAUCGAGAGCCAGGUGGGACUCAUCUAUCCGACACCAGCGGCUUCCGAUGACUCGCAGAACUCCCAGAAUUCAAGCAACUCUAGCAAGGGAAGGCGUAGCAUCUUCAGUGCUGCCUUCCUUAACGAAGGACCCUAUGUGCCCAAGCCUGACUAUGAAUCCGGAUCAUUGGCUCCCAUCUAUGCUGACAAAAAGCGCCAAAAGAGCAGCACCACGCAGCAACGUAAAAAGCAGGAUGAUCCUUAUUAUUGUGGCCUGCUGGCCAGGAUUCCCAAUUUCAUCAAGUCCUCGAAACAGCCUUGCAACGGCACUGGCGCCAGCAAGCCCAAGAAGGAGCCGAAGAUCUCGAGGAAGAUCUCGGCUCAGCAUCACCAGAAGGAAUUCCUGCCGGCCCAGCCAAUUCCCAUCGCCACCUUCCAUCACUCUUACUUCCCCUACAAGCUCUAUCCUCCCCAGCAUCGUCUCUCCCAAUCGCAGAUGUCCCUCUGGGAUGCACGUAGUCUGAUCAGUGCACAUGAAUGAUCAACCAGCUGGCCCUAAUUUAUUCAAUGUCUAGCAUUAAUUCUACAAUUAUUUAGUCAAACGCAUACGAUUUAGUUUUGGUCAGAGGAUCCAUGGAUCAGUGAAUCAUGUGGAGUGCAUUUCGCUCAGUUUUGUGAUAAAUGCAGCGAAAUGCAGCCAUUUAGCGUAUACCCACUACUUAAUACGCACUAACUUUAAUUAACCGCAGUUUAUUUUAAGACAACCAGAGAGAUUUAAUGAUUAUGCAAUUUGUAAUGAGUAAUUAAAAUUUUGCCAUAGUUUUUUAAAUCGUUUAAGACUGAGAGAAUGUCCUAGAGCCCAAGUAUAGAGCACACUGGAUUAAAUAACGAGGAGAGUCGAUAAUGGGGGCAGAAAAUGUCAUAAGCAAAUCAAUUGCUACUUUAGGCGAGUUCAAUUUAUUGUUUUUUUCUUAUUAUUUGCUGUACAUACAUUUCAUAUGUAAAUAAGUUCGAAUAAAAUAUGUAAACGAUUAAGUAUGCAUUAAAAGAAAGAUAUAAAAUUAUAAA
This is a messenger RNA of Drosophila bipectinata, 2287 nucleotides long. RefSeq names its product rebuf (gene reb). Gene Ontology annotation, molecular function: protein binding. NCBI's taxonomy places the organism in Eukaryota, Metazoa, Arthropoda, Insecta, Diptera, Drosophilidae. The record is from RefSeq and is a predicted model, not a curated record. Gene Ontology annotation, biological process: regulation of DNA-templated transcription.